Medioppia subpectinata is the source of this 201-nucleotide messenger RNA. Lineage: Eukaryota; Metazoa; Arthropoda; Arachnida; Sarcoptiformes; Oppiidae. The record is from the annotation of a GenBank genome assembly.
AUGAAUAACGAAAGCGGAACCUCUUUAGCAUCGAAUCGAAAGACGCGAACAUUUUCUGAAAUACUUAGCGAUAAAGCGAAGUCCGGACAACGAAUUGGAUAUAAUUUACACCAAUAUCUGGACGGAGAACUCGACAAUGAGAAAGAAUUGAGAUUUGAUCAUGAUCGUAAUCAUUAUGAGUUCUAUGAGAUAUUGAUCUAA